Messenger RNA from Cydia amplana, 5361 nucleotides. It is a transcript of the gene rictor, whose product is annotated as rapamycin-insensitive companion of mTOR. The transcript is spliced from 24 exons. NCBI's taxonomy places the organism in Eukaryota, Metazoa, Arthropoda, Insecta, Lepidoptera, Tortricidae. Gene Ontology annotation, molecular function: protein serine/threonine kinase activator activity. Gene Ontology annotation, biological process: positive regulation of phosphatidylinositol 3-kinase/protein kinase B signal transduction; TORC2 signaling. The record is from RefSeq and is a predicted model, not a curated record. Gene Ontology annotation, cellular component: TORC2 complex. The coding region runs from base 202 to 5361 and encodes 1719 amino acids.
UAUAACCUCAAAAUGAAGUCAAGCAAGCUUUCAUAAAUAAUGUUUAGUAAAUUGUCAAUAAUAUUUAAUUCGAUAUAUUUUUUAUCUUAAACAUUUUGUUGUUAGUUCAUACGUGUGUUUACUACUAUAUAAAGUAUUACUGUGACUGAGUUUACCAUGAGCUUCUUUCGUCCAUCAACUGUGCCAUGAAAUGAUUUUAUAAUGGCUACUUCUGAAAAUUGGUUUAAUCGACGGAAAGGCAAAACGACCAGUGAUGUGUUUAAAUUGGACAUUAAAAACAAAACACCAAAGGAGAAUGUAAUAUCAAUAAUUGAGGGUCUGUACUUAAUGAAACCAUUGCAUCAUGAGAUUUCGCCCACAAGCAAAACUGUGCCGAAGGUCACAGUGUUCCGUGGAGCUCAGAGAAGCAGCUCAGACACCCGCAAACUGUCCUACUUGAAUGCAUUGGUGACACUCCUGGGCAAGGAGGACAUCAGCAACCUGGGAUUCACUUCUGAUGAAUUGAUGACAUGCAUAAGAAUAAGCCUGGUGGAUGAGUCCAUGGUGUUGCGAGCUGCAGCUUUAAGAGUGCUCAGAUAUUUGAUCAGAACGGAAAGUGAUGUUGCGACGUUCAAUAACCUAAGGUUGCCUUAUCUGGUCACAAGGUCAAUGGACCUCAUGCUCCGCAAUGAAGAGGAGCGCGCCCAAGCUCUCCGCGUGGUCCGACGCGUGGUGGCCAUGGUCGGGUGCGUGGGCCCGCGGAGGCUGCGCGCCGCGCGCGUGGACGAGGGGCUGCUGCGGUGCCUGGCCGCGGUCGCCAGGGCGGGCGCCGGCGACGGCUCGCCCGACCGGCUCGCGAGGCCCGCUAUUGCGACUCUCGCUGAGAUCUGCGUGUUAAACCCCGACCUAUUCAUCGCCUGCGGCGGUGUAACAGCAGUGUCCCGGCAGCUAGCCGAGUGCGCCACGCCGCACAUGGCCGAGGCGCUUUGCGGCGUCCUUCUACACACGCUGAACGAGCCCGCCUCGAGGAACGCCGCCAGAGUGGACCUCGCAUGCCUCAGCUUCCCUUACUGCGACUUCCACAACAGGCCCCAGGGGGAUGCUAACAAAGAUGAGCGCGAGAUGCGGUUUACCUGCAGCCGGCUAGCGUUGCUCUGCGUGCUGCGCAGCUGGCCCGGUCUGCUGCAUUUCUGCCACCCGCGCAACACCGGCGGCCUGCGGGCCAUGGUCUCCGCGCUCUACCUGCCUAGAUUGGAAGUCAGGAAAGCGAUAUUAGAUCUGUUGUAUGAGCUCGUUGGACUGCCUCAGCCAGAGUGGACGGACGAGAUUUCUGUGGCACUAGACGCUGUGGAUCCGUCCGACUUCCAAGACUCGUGGCGACUAAACGAAGGUUUUGUGGCCGCGGAGGGCACAGCCAUUCUACCUCAUCUCAGCGCGACUGGCUCCGACAUCACUGAGAUCCAUCUCGCGCUGCUGCUACAAUGCUUUUUAGAGGCUGGUUUACUGGACGGCCUGACUGAAGUGAUAGUGACGAGCGACACGUUCAUAUCCGUCCGCGCGACCGUUCUCCUCGGUCAACUGUUGCAUUUAAUACACCUCUUCCUACCUCCCCAAGUCUGCAGUAUAACGCCAGCGCUGCCUCUGCUCAUGUCACAAGCGGCCAGCGGUCGACCACAAGCUUUAGCGGCAGUAGCGGCCCUUAGACGCCUCCACGCCAUACACGAAGCGCGCCCCGCUAGCCAUUCCCUAUUCCUCGACCAUAUCAUACAAUACUGUAGCGGCGCCUACAGACACAAACCUGAAGAUACCUCAAAAAGCAGAAAAGAAAUGGACAACGCCAACAUGGCUAAGCCUAAAACCUUCAUGUACAAGGAUAAUAGCAUAGAAUUCCUCAACGAGUCUGAUAAUGAAGAACCCAAGCAGCGCCACAGCAUCGGCUCGCGCGCCGACGUAGCCAACCGAAACUACGGUGCGUUAGUGAAAAGUAAAAGUGUGAGCUCCCGGACGGGUGCCGCGGUGAGCAAAGUGACUAAAUCGGCCAAGUUCUUUAAUCUGUUCGAUCGUGAUAGUGACAACCUGAUCCGGUGUACGCUCGUGAUGCAGAAUAAGGACGGCAACACGUGGAAUUGGGAGUUUAUCAGGGCUAUUUUGAAGGAGAACGACACCGCGCCGCUCCUGAACCUGUGCGACAGCGGGCACAAAGCGUGGGUGGCACGCAUCAUCAACUACUUGAAGCCUUCCUCCAACAAGUACUCCCACACGGACUUGUCUACCACAUCCAACGGGCACUCUACCACCCGGGCCGGCUGUCAGCUAAUCAGACACUUGCUGCGGCACAAUGACGCGGACUCUCAAAGACUGCUAGAAGAGCUCUUCUGGGACGUGAGCCGACAGGUGGAAGCCAUCGAGACCGGGCGCCGCGCCCACGAGUGCCUGUUCAGUCCGCAGCACAUGAGCAACACCAUGUGCCAGAUGUACUUCCUCUUCAUAGGACAGCUGUGCCACUCGCACACUGGCCUCGACCUGCUCAAGCACACCAACUUGUAUGACAACCUUGUGGAACUUUCAACAAAAACCCACCACAGUUGCUACGUGAAACUAGUCAUAUCUAGCCUCGACUACACUCUCGACUCGUACCCACGUGACAUACUGGCCAAAACCUUGACCUGCAGCAUCCAAGCUUCAAGACUGUACGCCACACAAUUCCUCACGGUAUUACUGCGGGCCUCGCAGAAAUCUAAAGAGUUGGUUCGAAGAAGGUCAAAGUUGAAAAAGAACUUGGUUCAGGAGCAUUUGAAGUCGUCUCAAAGAGAGGAGGAAACUAGUGGGGUGGACAUGGAUACUUGGUUGCUGCAGAUGCUUAUAGCGCAACUGAAGGACGAGUCGAAGACGGUAGUCAAGUGCGCUGUGAUGGCGUUAGAGGAAGCCUAUAGCGUACCUGCCUUAUUAGAGAAGCUAGUGCUUCAAAAGGACGUGCUCGGGCACAACUGCCGGUUCGACAAGAGCACGGAGCCGUCAGCGCUCGACUUGUCCGUGGCCGGCGACCGCGGGUACGUGAUCUGGCUCGGGCUGGAGAUCGCGGCCGCGGCCGGCUCGCACCAGGACCACAAGGCGAAGGCGUUCAUCAAGAAACAUGUCGACUACUGGGUCAAGAACUACAAUUACAGAUACGUGCGGCUGGUGGAGGCGGCGAUCCACGAGGCGCUGGCGCUGUGCUCGGGCGGCGGAGGCGCCCGGGCCCGGGCCCGGCGCACGGCGCGGCCGCCGCCGCACGCGCUGCACGCGCUCGCCCGCGCCGACCAUCUGGCGCGCGCCAUGCUGCCGCAGGCGCUGCAGCCCGCUCUGGCGGUGUUGCAACGCAAAACCUGUGUCACCGAGCAAGAGAUAAUGGACGUGAAAGCGUCUCUCUGGGCCGUCGGCAACGCCGCGCUGCACCCGCUAGGGCUCCAACAACUACUAUCACUGACCAACCCCAGCGAAGAGUCGGUACCGAUUCGGGUCGUAGCGCUGGCGAAACAAUGCCCCGUCUACUCUGUGCGAGCCACUGCUUUCUACGUGCUGGGACUGAUCGGGAGCACUUAUGAAGGGGCUAACUUGCUGGCGGACCUAGGUUGGCUGUGCGUGCGACAUACAAGACACGACCAAUUCCCCAUAAUCCAGGACGAAUUAUACGCCAUCCACAACCCGACACUCAACUUCAUCGCGUCCCCCGAACGGAGAUUCCAAGUGUUCGACGCAGAAGCCAGCGAGCACUCCGACCACACCGACCUCAGCGAGAGCCUGCACUCAGAAUUCACCAAACCGAGCAAAAUCAGCGAACUGAACCAAGACAUGGUCGAUAGCAAGCUUAACAUCAAAGAACCGGACAAAAGAAAGUCGCACACCCUCCCCUCUCAAGGCGCUUCGGUUAGCCGCACGCUUAUGACUGAGUCCAGAACGGUGGACAUGCUUCGGGAUUUCGAUCGGCCGCAUAGGAACCCCGCGGAGAGACUGAUUAGCAGAAUGAACUCUUUGGAGCAUGCUCACGAAGGCAGGGUGAGGAAUACAAGCGAGUCGAGCACGAGUGGCGUUAGCAGCUGCGAUUCUGUUCUCGGGAAAUAUACGAUUCCUGAUCGAGUUCUGACGCUAAGUCCCAUACCGAGCUCGUCGAGCCUUUACGGAAUGAAAGGUAGUAGCGGCUCGCAUCGACCAAGGCUAUCGGAGACUCAGCGACGGACUUCAAGUUCAAGUUUCACAGCUCCAGAUGUGUCGUGCUCGCCACCCUCCCAGCUAGACAUGAGUGGAUAUGCCACCUUAAUAUCACUCAAUAAACACAGACGGCCUCACCUGUCGGAGAGCGCGGCGUCCGGCUCGAGUGACAUGGACGAUCUGAGCUGGCUACUGUCCGACACGCACCGGCGCAGCAAACCCUUCUCUUCGUUGAGGGAUCGCGCCAAGUCAACUAGAGAGAGGAUGGCCAAGUUGAGCUUGCUGGAGUACGACUGGAAGCCGCUAAGCGUGGCGGAGGCGGGGCCGGGCGCGGCCCGGGCGCCGCCGCGCGCCGCCGCUGAAUUACAUGAUAUCGAUAUGGAUGAGAAAGACCCUCUGAAAGUGAACAAAUCCUCGACGUUACUGAACGACACGAGCAUCGCUAGCACUGAAAAGCCACGAUUAAGUAAAUGUCUCGAAGUGGACGUGUCGAGCGCGACCGACGUCAGCUCCCGAGUAUCCAGCGCCACCGUCACCGGCAGAACGCUAACCGACAAAAACAAGGAAGCUAACCAGAAGGAACACGAGAAGGCAAUCGAACGACAAAGCGGUGUCGAACGACAAAGCGGUGUCGAACGACAAAGCGGUAUCGAACGCAGCGCUAACGAGUCCUGUGCGAACGACAAGGAAGCAAAGGAGUUGUCAAACGAUGGGGCGUGGAGGCACGCGGCCAACGAGUGCCUGGCGUGCGUGCGGACAAGGCCGCCGUCCUCGCACGAGCUGAGGGAGGCGUUUUUCCUUGGUAAGUUGGAAAUAGAUACUAGAAACUCGAUAGGCGGGGCCGGCGACAGCUCGCGCGCCGGCAGCGCGGCGGCGGAAGGCUCGCGCGCCGCCGCGGCCGCGCCGCAGGCCGAGCUGCUGCACCACGUGCGCUGCAUGUCCAACCCCAUCUACCUGCGGCAGACGCGUUCCGCGGUGCUGUCGCUGAAGCAGAAGCACCCGGACGUGUUCCGCAGCGCGUGCGUGUACUCGGACGUGUGCGGGCAGCUCGCGCGCGCCACCUACCUCAUGUGCGCGCGCCGCUUCCUGCACGAGCUCUUCCUCGACGCCACCUUCGAGUGCUUCGCCGACGAGCCCCGGGCGCUGCUCGCGCGCCACAAACCUGCCACCGCGGUACCCGAGGCGAGGGAGUAG